UAUUAACCAUUAAAUUGUCUUCUUUCCAGGCAUGUCCCUGGACGAGGGCCGCCAGUCGCAGAGGCCGUACAGAUAUGGCAUGGUGCUGCUAUGCGCCGGCGCACUCAUCAACUGGCUGGGACUAGCGGAGGACUACGCGGAGCCGGUGCGCUACGUGGGCGUCGCCUGCAUCGUUGCUGGGGCGCUGCUCAUCUGCGCCGCCAUGUGCUGCUGGCUUCAGUCGCCGGCACGACAACCCCACAAUGAUAGAGCCUCCCCGGAUACACACCAGAUUGACGAUCCGAUCCACGUGAUUUCGAUGCCGGACGACGAGAGCAUGCAGCAGAAGCCGCCGGACUACGACACGGUGGCGGGCGCGCCGCCGACUUAUGACGACGCCAUCAAACUGAACCCGGCGCGGCUCCUGCCCGCCGGCAGCAGCGCGCGCGCCGACCCGCCGCCGCUCGACAUCGCCGUCAUCCCCGGCCAGCCCGACGACGCGCCGCCCGCCCUGCCCGUGCCCGUCCACCGCGCCCAGGUCCCCAAGACGCCGCCCCCGCCCUACAACCCCACACAUGCCAUCAGGUGAAAGCCCGGCCACGUUACCGUGUACUUCAAAACGACUGCUGUUUCAUGUGAUGAGACUAAUAACUUAACAUUACUUGUAAGGUACUCGUGUACUUGCCGCCGAUGACGGCGUAGCGGUAUUAUAUUGUUAAUCUAUACUACAUAUCCACACAUGAAACGAUUUUAAUUUAAUCUAGUAGAUGGUGAGUUAGACGCGACGUGUACUUAUGUGAUAUUAUGAGAGUUGUAAUAUUAGUUACUUAUUGAACCUGUACAUAAUAAUGUUUUGUAUAAUAAUUUUGUUAGUAAUUGUAGUUUUAAGUUAAAAAUCUCUUCCAAUAAUAAUUGUUCCGAGCUCCAAUGAUGUACAAUAACAAAAUACACAGUUGUAGCAAUGUAUUACUAGAAAUAGUAGCACUGUGCCAUUAUUUGUUAGCGACGCUUGCGGUGUCUUGUCACUGUUAUUGUGGUUCGUAGCAGGCACCUGUGUAAAGAGUAAAAAUGUAAGUACAUUUUUACAUAAAAUAUGAUUAUGAUUUACCUUCCGCCCAUGGAACUGAAACAAUCGACUUGUGUAUAUUACUAUUCCUUUAAAUUAAGUUGCAUAAAGGCUAUCUUUGUACUUCAUCAUUAGUGACGAAAAUUAUACCUUUACUUAUUUGUAUUCCCUUUAAUUACCGCGGUGAGAGCUACGCCUUCAUUAAGGCGAUACAACUAUACUGUUUUAAAUCCGAUCCGUUUUCGAUUCUAGUCUUCGAUUAGCAUCAGUUAACUCAUUUAUGACGUGUUCGAAUAUAAACUUUUAUCGUAGUUUGUAAUUUGUACAUAUUCUGAUUGCACAACUAAAGUUUUCAACCAAAGAUAUACUGUUCAUGCGAAAGAUUAUUAGGAAUAAAUUAAUAAUUAACGAACAUAGUGUAGGUACUGAUAGAUUUUGGUAGGUAGUUAAAACGUCUGAUCAAUGCGUGAUAAAUCUAGUAGAACAUAUCAUUUGAAAUUGUUUAUCUUUUUUAUCUUGUAAUAUUUUCGCUUAUGGAAAACUGACUUUUAUGUUAAUGGAAAACCAUGAAAUGUAAUUUACAUUUGAAACAAUCCAGAACUUUGCUAAAAUCAACAUGUUAACUGCAGUUGAUUUGGAGUGUGCCCACUUACAAACAAACGCAAAUUGUGUCUAUUAUUAAUAUUACAUUAACUAAUUACUACAAACUGGCCUAAAUGUAUUUAGCAAUAACAAAAUGACUGCAAAAUCCUGUGGUGUGCGUAAGAUGAAUUUAUAUUGGGACCAAUACCUAACUUUAAAAUAAUCGUGUGCUUUGCUAACUUGAUAAAACAAACAAACUUAAGUAAUCCGUAAUACGCGUGCCUGCAAUACUUUACUUACUUAUGUAAUUUAAGGUUUUACAAUGCUGAAGUUGUGCAUUUAUUAUUUGUACACUGUACAAAAUAAACCCAAGUUAAAAAUGUACAUACAAAAUAAAUGUUGUUGAGUACA
Ostrinia furnacalis (Asian corn borer) is the source of this 2038-nucleotide messenger RNA. RefSeq lists its product as uncharacterized. Bases 32 to 568 code for a protein of 178 amino acids. The record is from RefSeq and is a predicted model, not a curated record. NCBI's taxonomy places the organism in Eukaryota, Metazoa, Arthropoda, Insecta, Lepidoptera, Crambidae. The transcript has 2 exons.